AUGAGCGCAUCGAACAGCAGCGACUGUGUGUCCGCUGUCUCCUCGUCUGCUCAGCCUGCCACGUUCGCCGCAGACGUCUUGGAAAGCUCUGAAACCUCAAUGGCGCACAAAGUCCGACGGCAUCAAAGCCACUUGUCAGACAACGCGAUCGCUUCUGCGGCGGUUGACGAGUCUGUCGAGCGCAGAUCAGACGAGAGAGGAGGACCGACGAGUAUCGAGCAGCUAAAGCUGCGGAUACUGGCGAGAAGUGAUCAUUAUGUGGUACUGAACAAGGGACCGGACGAGAGGAUGGACGGCGCCUUUGAUGUGACGUUGGAAAAGGCGCUCGCGCGAGACUUUCCAGAGGUGGAAAAGUUUCGGUGGAUCCACCAACUGGACUUUGCAACAUCGGGUGUACUGAUAGUCGGUACAUCGAAAGCAGCUACUGCAACAUGCUGUCGACUUUUCCGAGAGAAGCAAGUGCAAAAGGAGUAUUUGGCAGUGGUGCGUGGCCAUCUCCCCUCUAAUCCGCUGGACAGUGCGGACAGGGCCGGAGCGCCUGCCAAAGCCUGCACAUUUUCGAAGCUGGGCUUGUUGAUUCAAGACAUGGAGGAAAUGGAGAGACUUAGAAAUCAGCAGCGUGGCUCGCGGGUGCAUCAGAAAAUGUCGGGGUAUCCACGUGGAGCCCGCAAUGGACCUAAUCUGUUCACGAUGGAGCAGGCUCGGCUCUUACGCGAAAGUCGGCGAGGAGACGGCACGCGAGCUUGUGCUCGUGAACUGACCCCGGCAGAGCUAGCUUUCACAACGAUGGCAUGGCUUGACCUAUCAAACGAGGAGAAGGAUGCGUACACCGAGAAGGCCAAGACAGAUAAGCAGCGUUUUCUAUGCGAGCUCAACGAGUUUUUCAGCAAGGAGAAAGUCCGACUCGCUCACCAGCGUGCGUAUGGUUGUCGUGAAAACACUGACACAGCGGACGAGCCUGUCGCUUACGUUUUCGACGCGCCGAUUGUUGAGCCACAUCAAAGUCGUAAGGUCUUUUGCAUGCAGGUUGGCACUGAGGCCAACACGUCCGCUAAGCAGUCCACUACGGUUGCUUUUGUCUUGGGCCAUGCAACGUACAGGGGUCAGCCAGUUACAAAGGUGCUGUUGCGUCCGCUCAAUGGCCGUCGGCACCAGUUGCGACUGCACCUCGCGCAUCAUGGCUUCCCGAUCGCUGGGGAUGUCACCUACGGCUCACAAGAUGAUGAGGCACCGCGAAUGAUGCUCCACGCUUGGAGAAUUUGGCUACGCGGAUGCCCGGCAGAGAAGAAAGAGUACGGUGACCUGUAUUUUGCAAGUCCAGAUCCGUUCGAAUCCAUCGUGCCAAGCGAACGUGAAGUCAGUACGAUAACGUACUUCAAGCACAAGAAAGGUGAAAAGUGCGACGCGCGGACCAACGCAGUGGAAAGUGCCGAGCCCUCCGAAAGACGAAUGGCAGCCAUGGCGGGUACAACACACGUGCUUGUGGCCAUGUGCUUUUUCUUUGGCGUGCAGCACAUUGGCGGCUUUGACGGUAUUUGCCAGCAUCGAAGAGCGAGUAUGUUGAAUGCACAGCAGCCGAUGCUCGAGUAG
Molecule: messenger RNA, 1590 nt
Organism: Hyaloperonospora brassicae
Lineage: Eukaryota; Oomycota; Peronosporomycetes; Peronosporales; Peronosporaceae
Source: the annotation of a GenBank genome assembly